AUGUCCAAAAGAUCGCAAGAUCAUAAAGAGGUGGCUCUUCCUUUGGAUGAACCCCAAUAUCAAGACAUUCUUCGGCAACUGCGAAAUAUGCCCGAAUUUGCUCAGCUUUUCCAAUUUGUUUCUUUCUUUAAAAAGAUGUUACGCGUCAACGAAGAAGUCAACAUUGAAGUCAUUGAAGAAGAACUUAUUGGAGUCGCAUUACCCACAGCAUUCCUUCAUACCCUACUUAUGAAUCUUCUUUUAAUUUUAUCACAUGUAAAGCGCACUGUCACUGAAGACACUCUGGACGCUGCUGCUUGGGAGGUUUACUCACAACAUAACGUUUCACCCAAUGAUAACCCAUUUGGAGUUUCUUCUGAUCCAGACGACCUCGAACAUUUUGAUUCUAUGAGUCCUCAAGAUAAGAUUCGUGUCCUUCACCAAUUAGUUCAUUGGGUCGUUAUAGCCCCUAAUUUCCGUGAAAAAUUUGACAAACUUUUGGCAGCUGAUCCCGAUACCCUGCCCCAAGCUUUUCGAAUUGAUCCCGUGGGAUGGAAAGGUGAAUUUGGCACAUACUAUCUUCUUGAUGAUAACCGACUUUACUUUUUUCAAGAUCAGCCACCAGAUUUGUCGCAGGUCGACCCACAGUUCACUUCAGGUCUAAAUAUCAAUUCCAAAAAUGGAACGAAGGAACCACCCAAAGAAAAAAAACCAUCUAUAGUUACUCAACCUGAUGAAGAGAUUAAAACCCCUUCUCCUUCUUCUUCAUCCACAAAAAAACGAAGACGUGAACCUUUGACUGCCGUGGCUCGCAAACGAAGAGCUAUUGCAGCCAAUAAACGGAAAAAGGCACUUGCUGCAGCUGCAGCUUUGGAAAAGGAGGCUGCUGUUGAUAAAGAAAAUGAAGAUGAAUCUAAAGAUGACAAUGGUAAUAAGUCUGAUACUGAACUUGAAGACAAAAUAAAUGAAGAAACCCCUCACUAUAUCUCCCUUUCUGAAGCGUUGAGUAAAGAGACUCCUGAAAGCGAACUCAUUUGGAGUUGUGUUUGUGUUACCCUUUCUGACUGGGAAGAGUUUAUUGCAAAUCUUAAGCAUAGCAAAAACCAGUAUGAUCGUCAGUUUUAUUCAUACCUUAACAAGGAGCUUCUCCCUGUUCUUCAGUCUUUUGAGGAAUCUCGGAUCGCAGCUGCCAAGGCCCGUCUUAAAAAUCGCGAGAAGCAAGUUCUUGUGGUCAACCGUAAAAGGUCAUCACGUCUUGAGGAACGUGCAACACGUGCAAAUCGUGAAGAAGAAAAUAAUAAGCAGGUUGAGUUUAUCAUGGCUGAGGAAACAAGAAUGAAAGAGCGUGAAAAGCGUCUUAAGUUGCGUGAUGAGCGCCGUGAAAAGGAAAAGGCUGAAAGAGAGGCCAAAGCUGCAGCCAAAGCUGCUAAGCUUGCAGCAAAACUUGCUUUUAAAAAUACCGCUGCUGCUGCUACUCCCACUGCUACUCCCACUGCUGCUCCCACUGCUUCUGUCAACUCUAAUUCUGCUGCUGUUAUAGCUGUUGUGGAAAGUGUUGACAGCAGUGCCACCCAAUCCAAGGCUAGUAGCGUUCGUUCUUCUCGAAGUACUUCACCAGCUACUUCAGCUUCUACCCGUCACAGCACACGCAGUAGUAGUCGUUUAUUGGAACGACAUCUUGCCAAUAAGGUUUUGGGAACUCCCAAGACUGAGGAGCCUAUCUUUGAAAAAAGUAAAAAUGUUGUCCCCCCUGAGAAUGAGCAUUGGACAUUUGAUUGCUACUGCGGUAUUCAUGGUGAAGAUUAUGAUGAUGGUACACCUGUAGUUGCUUGUGGAGGUUGCGAGAUUUGGCUCCACGUUGGGUGUUUGCAUCAUAGCGAAUAUGAGCGAUUACAAAUUGCAACUGAGAACGAGCAAAAGCUCAAGGAACGACGCGAUGGUAUUUCCAAAGAAGUCACCAAAAAGGAAGAAGAUGGAACCAAGGAAAUGCUAAAAGAGGAACCGGAAGAGAAAUCUAUUACUCUUGUUUCUGAUGAUACCCUAAGUCUUGAAAAAGGGCCCGAAGAGGAUCUGAGUACUGAGUUUCUAUGUGAUCGGUGCGUAAGAAUUCGCACGUAUCGGGAAAAGAAGCUUAAAAGAGAGGCGCGUCUUGCAGAAAUAGAAGCUGCAAAGGCUGCAGUUAAGGCGGAGCGUAGAGCCGAACGCGAAAAAGCUAAAGUUGAAGCAAGAGCUCAGGCUAAGGCUGAGGCGGUAGAGCAGGCAAAGGCAAGAGCCGAAGCCAAAGCUCAAGCCAAACAGGAAGCCAAGAUGGCCAAAGAGCAAGCCAAACAAGCUAAAAAUGAGGAAAAGAUGGCCAAAGCUCAGGCAAAACUUGCAAAGGCCCAAGCUAAGGCUCAAGCACAGGCUCAAGCACAGGCAAAAGCACAGGCUAAAGCUAAAUCCAAAGUUAAAGCACAGGCUCCAGUUGUGGUUGCAACUCAGAUCCAAGGCCAAACUCCAGCUUUUGUACAGCAAUCAGCACCUCAAUACAUUGGUGGACCUGCACCAAACCCGUCACAAUUUGUUCAAACCUACCCACAUUCAGCUCCUAUUGCUCAAUACAAUACAGUCCCGGCUACAGUUUCGACGCCUUACAGCUUACAAGCAGCAGCAUCUAAUGUAAUUCCAAAUACGUCACCAGGCGGUAUUUCUUUGAAUCAUAGUGUCAUGUCUACUGCUGCAACUGCUGUAGUUGCCGCACCUGCGCCAUCUUUGCCCAACACUUCCAUAACUACAACACUUAUGGGUUCUUUGUUAGCCGCCCCAGAAAGCCUCUCUUCUUCACAGCUACAACAAUUACAACAAAUACAACAACUUCAACAACCACAACCACAACCACAACCACAAGUGCAAGUGCAACAACCAUACUCUGGCCAGGGAUUUUCGAUAAACCCAGGAUUCGCUAUAACUGUUCCAGUGGCCCACCCUCAGGUUCUUCCCCCCCAGGUGCCUCAGGCUGCCUUUGUUGAACCAGCUGCAGCAGUGCCCAUGGUUCCCGGUACCAAUACAACCCUGACGGAUCCCAUUCACCCGGGACCUCCAAAUGGUGUUUAA
This is a messenger RNA of Magnusiomyces paraingens, 3072 nucleotides long. RefSeq lists its product as uncharacterized. Lineage: Eukaryota; Fungi; Ascomycota; Dipodascomycetes; Dipodascales; Dipodascaceae. The coding region runs from base 1 to 3072 and encodes 1023 amino acids. Gene Ontology annotation, biological process: regulation of DNA-templated transcription. The record is from RefSeq and is a predicted model, not a curated record. Gene Ontology annotation, cellular component: RSF complex. The transcript has a single exon.